UUCUUGUGGAACGUGCGGCCUCUGUUUGACUGGGGUCAAAUCAAAAAUUGUCGUCGUCUUGCUUGAAAGAUCUGUCUGGUACAGGUGUGUGAAUUCGAGGCUGACCUCUGCACACGCAACAAUGUAGAUCUAUAGGACAAGGAAAAAAAGUAGUCUCCUUGUUCAGUGCAUUUAUUAUUAUAAUAGCAGAACAAAGAAAAUGAGCAUUAGUGCCAAGAAGCAUUGUAACUAAUUUCAACUAAUUCAAGUACUUGGACUGUUGUGGCAGAGUUGGGCCGUGCCUUUGUUCUAAAUUGUCGGAGCAAUGAAUGAUUCUGUUUAUCGUACUCGCUCGCUGGGUGUUGCGGCGACUGGCCUGCCAGAUCAGUAUGCAGAUGGAAAGGCUGCCACUGUCUGGAACAUUUAUGUCGGAAGUACUCAAGCAAGAACGAAGCUGUACAGAGAAAGUGUGUGCGACAUUCUACGUAGCCAUGGCUGUCAACAUGUGUUGGAUGUUGCCUGUGGAACAGGGGUGGACUCCAUCAUGCUUCUUGAAAAUGGAUUUAGAGUUAGCAGCAUAGACGCCAGUGACAAAAUGUUGAAGUACGCCCAGAAAACACGAUGGGCAAGGCGCAAGGAGGACGCCUUCGACAAUUGGGUUAUUGAGGAAGGCAACUGGCUCACCUUGUUGGAAACUGAAAUAGACUUCCCCAGUGAAGGCUUCGAUGCCGUCGUCUGUCUUGGUAACAGUUUUGCUCAUCUUCCGGACUUUGAUGGCACAAAUGGUCAGCAACGGUUGGCACUUCGCAACUUCUGUGAUGCUCUGAAGCCUGGUGGUAUCUUGCUGAUCGACCAUCGCAACUACGAUGCAAUCAUUGAUACUGGCAUUGCUCCGCCGGGUGCUAACAUUUACUAUAACAGCCCAUACGUUGACAACAUCAAGACCUCCGUUUUACGUGUGGACGGCAAGCCAAGCAUGGUUACUCUAGACUAUCAUUUACAGGUACCUCUGAGAUUAGUGAAGAAGCGCAGCCACCGAGGUCAUGUGAUAGCUGCUUCCAGUGGCACUGAAGACGAAGAUGAAGCGAAAGUGGCCAGUCACUUCCGCCUCUCGUAUCAUCCACACCGACUGGACGACUUCAAACGCCUUGUGUCCGAGUCUUUUAGCGAGAGCUUCGAGUCAGAUGAGGUUCUGGGCGACUUCCAAGACUUCUCCAAAGUUGCCACCCCGGCCUACUUUGUUCAUGUCGUGCGCAAGAAGGAAAAUCCGGACGCCUCUUCGGAACCCGAGAGCAAACGAAAGAUGAGUUUCUGAGGUGAACAUUGUGACCAGCCCUAUCUUGCCAUGUGUUUUAGGUGGCGGUGUUGGUGGCGGUGCAUGUACCUGCUCUACUCGAGUGCUAUUGUGACGUAAUCGUGGACGUGCCAUGCAAAGGAGAUCCUGCACCGAACUCUGAUCACACGCAAUUGUUCGCGUUCAAGUAAGUGGACAGCGGUCCUCGUGGAUGGCAACUUUGUCAUAUUGGGCUGAAUUCUCUGCGAAAAGACUUUUUUCCUGAGUUGUCAACAGCCAGUGUGUUUUCGAUUUUUACUAUUUUAUCAUGUUAGUUUCUAAAAUACUCCAAUAUUUUCUACAGUGAAUUAUCUAUUCUAUAGCUGAAUAGCUCCCGGGUUUUAUGGAAACUCUGUACUCGUAGAGUUGUUGUACUGUACUCCUAUCUACUUCUGUUGAUGCCCAUGUCAACAUGGCACAUGCGCUAGUAAUCAAGUUAUACCCAAGUGUUUUGAAGGGAUACCUCCCAAUACAUUUUUAGUAGUUUUUAAAUUCUGCUAUUCUGUAUGCAUAGCUUCACCAGUAGUUUAGGUUUGCGUGAACAAUACACAAUGCUACCCUCUCUAGUCUAAUCUGUGCGUCUGCGCACUGAAUAACUUAGGCCAAGAACUACUCUUCUGCUCCCAUGGGACGCCUCCAGGUAUGGCCCUAUACUGAUCUUGUGUCAGGUGUAGUCUAAGUUCGUAACCGGUGGGGGAGUGUAGGUCAGAUCCACCAGCCAGAGGACAAUUGGAAGAUCUGGCCACUUCCAAGCUCAGACCCUGGGACCUCUCAUUUCUCCAUCAUGGUCUCACAGUGUAUUGCAAGUACUAAGUACUAAAGACUUAGGUCAACCACUGUGCAUCUGUAGAUGGCACAUGAUAAAUUGAUUAUUAAAUUCA
Messenger RNA from Sycon ciliatum, 2193 nucleotides. Its product is annotated as glycine N-methyltransferase-like. Gene Ontology annotation, cellular component: cytosol. Gene Ontology annotation, molecular function: glycine binding; S-adenosyl-L-methionine binding; glycine N-methyltransferase activity. Bases 305 to 1294 code for a protein of 329 amino acids. The record is from RefSeq and is a predicted model, not a curated record. The transcript is spliced from 6 exons. Gene Ontology annotation, biological process: S-adenosylmethionine metabolic process; regulation of gluconeogenesis; one-carbon metabolic process. Lineage: Eukaryota; Metazoa; Porifera; Calcarea; Leucosolenida; Sycettidae.